Symbiodinium natans is the source of this 1686-nucleotide messenger RNA. The record is from the annotation of a GenBank genome assembly. NCBI's taxonomy places the organism in Eukaryota, Dinophyceae, Suessiales, Symbiodiniaceae.
AUGAGAAGGCCAAGCCAGACAAGCGAGGCGUCCAUUCGGAGCUGGGCGGUUCCAGGCGAGUGGCAUGAAGGUGAUGCAAGAGAUGCCAGAGACGAGUGGCGGCAUGAAGGUGAUGCAAGAGAGGCUUCAAGCAGCAGCAGCUUCAUGACGAUCCCUGACCUUCACAUGGCACCAAGUCUUGGAGGGACCAGCACAUCCGACCACACCGUCAUGCCCGACAUGGAUGAUCUGGUGCCAAGUCUGGUAGAGCUAGUUGCCCGGAUGGAUGUGAUAAACCCGGAGGUCUUGAGGGUGACGCCGGUGUCUCGUGCUUUGGAGCGUUUUGCUGUAGCAUUGCGUUUUGAAUCUGACGAAGACUACUACCACAAGAGCCACAAAAGUACGAAGAUAUCGACAUUUUGGAGUCACUCUUGGCACGGAGGGCCGUGGAAGAAAGUGCUCACACUUGUCACCAUCUACAACGGCACUGCGGCAGUUUCCUUGGCUUUUCUCACAGGCGUGUUGAUGAUGGUGCUUUUCAGCUUUCGAACUCUGCCUGGAACUGACCGUGGAUGGAUUUUCGGCUCCUGGGAGUGGUCUUGUUGGUCAACUUCUUCAGGGUUCGUCGUUGCCAGUUUGGUCCUCACUUGUUGGCGAUCGCAAAAGGGAGUCUUCCUAGACCGCAUUUGUAUCUGCCAGAACGACGAGGACCUGAAGACGGAGGCCAUCCUAAGCUUGGCUGGGCUCUUGAAAAACUCCGACAGAAUGCUGAUUCUCUGGGACCCGACAUGGACUGAGAGGUUGUGGUGCUUGUUUGAGCUUGCGGCCUUCCUGAAAAGCAAGACGACGCAAAAGCAGCACCUUGUUGUGAGACCCAUCUUCUUCGGGCCUCUUUCCAUCGCAAUUUACCUUACUCUUUUUGCCCUGGCAUUGCCGAUCUCGACAGUACCUAUCCACACCACGACAACGAUGGUGGAGCUGCUGGGCGCCAUGGUGUUGUCGUGUUUGGCAGUUGCCUUCCCGACUGUCAGCACUCUUCGAAGCUAUUUCCGAGACCUGGACACCAUGAAGCUGCAGUUGUUGUCGAUCUCUGUUGACUCUGCAAGGAGUUCAUGCUGCGAUGUCAACCACGUAACCCCUUCAGGCGGACGUAUUCCGUGUGACCGAAAGGUCGUGAAAGAGUGCGUGAAGAUUUGGUUUGGCAGCGAGCUAUCUUUUGAGAACACGGUGCGCACCGAGGUUUUGGACCUUUUGAACUGUGACCUCACCGAGAAGGUGUUCAGUAUUCCAUGGGCUUUUGGAGUAACUUCUCCUCUAUUUCUGGGUUUCAUGGACGUCUCUGCUAGCAUGGCUACAGCUCCAGACCAUCACCAGCGAGACCAGCCUGCUCUUGCUCUUCUGCUCGAAGGUCUGGUAACUUGGUUGUGCUUCGUCCCAGUUACCAAGGAUCUCCUGAUACUGCUGGUCAGGGUUGGUCGGAAGAGACCGAGAAGCACUUGUCUUGAGAUUCUCAAGAACACUGUGGUGUUGGGAGCUGUGGCUAGCCCUGUCUUUGUAAUGCUCGCAACUUAUGGCCUCACUCGGUUUGCCGCUGUUGAUGCACUGCAGCGCGCAGGAAUUUUUGCGUGCUGCACGCUGCUUCUUGUAGUGUGCAACUUCCUCUUCGCCCUUGGCCUGAGGGCAUUGUUACGGCGGCCUGGGUGGUAA